Ruditapes philippinarum (Manila clam) is the source of this 2547-nucleotide messenger RNA. RefSeq lists its product as uncharacterized. Gene Ontology annotation, molecular function: oxidoreductase activity. The record is from RefSeq and is a predicted model, not a curated record. Lineage: Eukaryota; Metazoa; Mollusca; Bivalvia; Venerida; Veneridae. The transcript is spliced from 5 exons. The coding region runs from base 120 to 1790 and encodes 556 amino acids.
CAUGCUGUUAGGUAGUAUGUUAUAAAAUCAAUUAUAAAACAACUUAAAAGUUUCGAUCAGUACAGAAAAUAUAAAAUAAGAUUUUCAUAAACAGCGACGGAUUUGAAAAGGUCACAGAUAUGCCUGGUACUAACACGACUAAAUCCCGUGAUACCGUCGUUAACAUAUCGGAUACGGGUACAGUUGCUAGCGAUGCUUGGGCACCGAAAGAUAUGAACAAGAAAUAUAACGAACCCGGAAGUAGAAACCCAUUAAAGCGGGUGCUGAUUGUGGGAGCCGGGGCAGCUGGCACGUCUGCAGCUUAUAGUCUUGGAAAGAAUCGUGAGAAGUUUGAUGUUCAAAUCUGGGAGAAAGGAUCAGUUCCGGGCGGUGUUGCUGCUACUGCAAGUUUAGAGAAACAACGCGGCACAUAUGUAAACUACGGAGUACAAGGCGGGACACCGACAUAUAGGAACACGUUAAACAUACUUCAAGAACAUGGUCUUGAUACACACCCAGUUCAUAUGAUGAUUUCUUUCGGUAAAGAAAAAACAGCAUGGACAAACUACGCCGAUUCUGAACUUACACAACGAUUAAGCAAAGACAUCGCAAAAUUUGAGAAGACAUUGAAAUUAAUUCACAGAUUUGAACCUAUUUUUAUAUUCCUUCCCAUUGCAAAGGUUUUGAAAUGGUUCGGAUAUUCUGAUGAAUUUAUGAACGAAAUGGUUUUUCCACUUACAGCGCUGUUCUUCGGCACCGGCAACCAGACGCCUAACGUAUCGACUGCAAUCAUGGCACGCGUAUUUUUGGAUGAUGAUUUGAGAUUAUUUGACUACGACACAAAAAGACUUUUGAGUCAAACUCCGGAAAUGUUUGCGUUUCCAAAUUUGGAGAAUAUGUAUGAAACUAUUAUAUCUACUUCCGGUGCCAAGUUUUUCCGCAACAGGCCGGUUAAAUGUGUGGAGAGAAAGCGUGGGAAAGUUUAUGUAACAGAUAUGAAUGGUACAAAUGAAGAAUUCGACGAGAUUAUUUUUGCGUGUGAUGCAGAAACAGCUCUUAAAGUGUUGAAAGAUCCAAGUUACAUGGAACGUAAGACGCUGGGUAAUGUGAGAUAUUUCAAUGACCUGAUUAUAACACACGAUGACGAAGACUACAUGAACUCUCAUUAUGAGUUACAUAAAGACAGGGACCAGUAUCUCGUCCGCACCGACCCGGAUGAUCCAUCUAAGAUUGAAAUGUCCUUUGAUUUAUCGAAUUAUCAACCCCAGUUGAAAAAAAUUAGGGAUCAAAAUCAACACGUGUUUCAAACCAUUUAUCUGGACGAUGAAUCCUCGGAUAUAUGGACUUUAAACAAAGUCAAUCCCGAGAAAAUCAUGCUAAAACAUUGGUGGCGCCAGUUUUCACACACGUGGCGCCAUUUUGCAUUUACUGUCCCAUUAAUGAGAUACAUUCAAGGUGAGCGACAUUCUUAUUUCUGUGGAUCAUAUACUUUGGUCAACACUCACGAGGUUGCCGUUAUGUCAGGCUUCUCGGCUGCCUAUAGAAUCGGAUCACCUUAUCCUUUUGAUCAUGAUCAACUCGCCAAGAAACAGUUUGAUCAUUAUCUCAUGGUCAUUCAUGGACGUCCGAGAAAAACGGGAUUCAAUUGUUCAACAAUCAAAUCGCUGUUCUUGGCUAUAGUAAUGAGAAUAUUCAUGCUUCUGUCGCUCAUGAUCGGCGCAUGCGUGAACAGGAAAAGAGAUGACGUUGAACCAGGGAAAGGUUACGGUCAAUCAGUUUACAAUGGUCUAGAGGGCUGGCCGAAACGUUAAACUAACUCAAGGACUGUACCUAGUUAGUUAUCUGCAAAGCUGAACAACAGAACAUACACUGAUAACGCUUUAUAUAAGUUAUAUAAGACUGUUUGAUUAUGAUUUAAUGCAAUAAUCUUUUUUUUUUAUUGAAGAAAAGUGAUAUUACAUACGUAUCAGAUAUUCAGUCCUUAUCGGAAAUGUUAAACUAUUCUAAACAUGAAUUGUUUACUGUAAAAAAACUGAAGUAUUAUUUUAAAGAGAAAGAAGUUUAUUUUAAAGUAGUUAUUGCUUGUUGUGUCCAGUAUUUCAGACAUGAAUUUGUUACAGGGAAUCACUAAUUAUUGAGAUAAGAGUGAACGCUCACAUAUAAUCACCACGUGUCGCUUUAAACUCUCUGGAAAUGGUCUUAAUUGCGAACACAUGGUGCGUAAAACGGAGAUAAAAGCUUGGCGUGAAAUAACGGUAGAAUAUAAAACAUCUCUUGACACACAGAAAUUAAUGGUCACUUUUGAUAUUCGUACUUGUAAAAGGCUUUUCAUUAGGAACAAUUUCACUCGCCUCAACGAUAUAACGGAAGCUCCGUCGGACAUGCUUUUAAAGCCAAGGUAAAAUAUUCAUUGAAACGAUACUGGUACAUGUAAAUGUUGUUAUGUUUUAAACUAAACUACAUUAAUAAAUAAGUCUUAACUACUCAAAUGAAGGGAUGGACAAGUGAUUAAGGUGCUUGCCUCUCAACCCGGAGAACAUAUGUUCGAGCCUUCCUAUGGUCACAACC